AAGGAAUUGUUUAAAAAACAACAAAUAAAAUGCCCAUAAACAAAAUACAUUAUGAUAAAAAGACAUUACUACUAGAGAAACAGAGUUUACUUGAUAAUAUCGUGUAUUGUGAAACGAGAAUUGCUGAGUUAUUGACAAAAAAAUGCACAAAUUACAUAGAAGAUAGCGAUAGCUCAGGCUCUGAAGAUGGUUUCACAUUGUCAAUCGAUCCAGGUCCAACUGUAAGCCAAUUGAAACUUCUUCAGUCAUCACUACAGACCUGUCUGCAGGCUACACAAGAACUAACUAAUCUUCAAGUUCUGCAAUCGGAAGUUAAUGUGAUGAUAACUGAGCCAGAAUUGGAAGGAGAGCCACCGGUUACUGAAUCAGGUACAUGGCGUGAAGUGACAGCCGACUGUAGAAUCGAUCUAGUUCCGUUCUCGGUUCAGUUCUAUAUGCAUCAACCAGAUCGUAAGUUCUCUGCGCCUUCGUAUCGAAAGCUCUGUGUGAUACUGGUGAAGGCGGCUCAUGAAACCGAACUAGCCAAAUCUGUGCUACCACAUCUGACCAGACCCAGUGAUGUUGUUGAGGUGUUGAAGAGUUAUUCUGUGGCGUAUAGAUCGCGUCGGACGUCCCUGGCCAGACUCGCGGAGAAAUACGAGUCCUCUCUGUACAUGGAGCCUGCGGCCGAAGGUGGUUAUCUGUUGAGAUGCGCGAACCUUCUGGAAGUCCACUGGCGCCUGGAGAACAAGGUCUCGGCGGUGGCUCCGUUCUACCACAGAAUGAAAUUCGAUCUAGAAUAUAUGAACGAGUCCUACGUUGCUAAAAUAUCGGAAGCCCACAAGCAGCUGUCCGACCCAGCGCUCUCCACCGACGAACGCACCCUCUUACUGUCAAAAAUCAUAACCGUAUGCCUCGAGGUGAAUGGACAGGAGACGGUGGAGCCAAGUCGCCUGGACACCAGACAGGACGCCCUCGACGGAGACCCAGCGUCACACAUCAUGGCCCCACCCAAGGAGAUACCGAGGAAGCUGGCAAAAAAACCCUCAAAAAGCCUUAAAAGGUCUCAGCCUGACACCGCCAAUGUCAGUGCUAAAAAAGGUAAAAGCGCCCCUGAAGAUACCACACAAAAUCAAUCAGACAACAUAAAUAUUCACAAUUUGGUUGAUAAUAUAGAUAGUAAGAAAAAGAAUUUUGAAGCGACCACAAAAAAUGUAGUUACCAGUCAAGUUACUAAUAAAGAUAAAGAUUCCGGUAAUGUUGUACUUGAAAAAGCUCAAAUGAUAAAAAAGCCUAUUGCUGAGAAUGGAGGUCGUGGAAAUAAGCAGAGUUCAAACUCAGAGGUUAACGUGAAGAGUGUAAAAAGCAAUGCAGCAUCCAAAAAAAUCCCCACACACAAGUCUCGGCUAGCGGAAAAGUCUAGUGUUGCCAGUGCUGAAAUUAAAUCUACCUCAAAAAAUGUAGCCGCAGUCAAAAGUAGAACCGAGAAAUUAAACUUGAAUGAAAACGAUAAGAAUGUUAUGAAUACUAAUAAUAAUAAUAAUGGUAAUGAAUUAAUCGAUAAAGUAACAGAGAGAAAUAAAAUUAUCACACCCAAUAAAAGGGAAAACGUAGCCAACAUCAAUGUAGAUAACUCAAGAGAUAAACAGAAAAACGAUUUACAAAAUAAAAAGAUACAGAAAAAGAUAUCGAUAAAGUCUCAUAAGAAUCCAAGCGGUAAAAUGAAGGCUGGCAACAAUAAUGUCCUGAGUGCUGGCAACACAGACGCGGCUAAGAAAUCCAAGAUACCCCAGAAGGUUUCUUCCCCGGUCGUGGAUAGUAUUAUCAAGAAGAACAUGCUAAGAAUAAGUCCGAGACGUCUGCCAGCCAACAUUAAGAGCUCUUCGGAAACGAGUAAUAAACAGAGAUUGAUUAAGACCUCAACGAGUAUACCGCGAUUAUUGAAGCCAACGUCAAAGAUUAAAUAGAAGGAAAUGAAAAAAAAAAGUUUGAU
This is a messenger RNA of Bombyx mandarina (wild silkworm), 1972 nucleotides long. RefSeq lists its product as uncharacterized. NCBI's taxonomy places the organism in Eukaryota, Metazoa, Arthropoda, Insecta, Lepidoptera, Bombycidae. The record is from RefSeq and is a predicted model, not a curated record.